Messenger RNA from Pseudovirgaria hyperparasitica, 801 nucleotides. Its product is annotated as secreted rhamnogalacturonan acetylesteras-like protein. The transcript has 2 exons. Lineage: Eukaryota; Fungi; Ascomycota; Dothideomycetes; Acrospermales; Acrospermaceae. The record is from RefSeq and is a predicted model, not a curated record. The coding region runs from base 1 to 801 and encodes 266 amino acids. Gene Ontology annotation, molecular function: hydrolase activity, acting on ester bonds.
AUGAGGUCGUCGACGCUUUUCGUUGCAGCCGUCAUGGCUCUCGAGUCUCUGGCCGCGCCGGGCGGGUCUCUUGAGAAGCGUGCCCCUGUUGUGUAUCUGGCGGGAGACUCGACUAUGGCGGAGAAUGGCGGUGGUAGCGGCACUCAAGGCUGGGGCCAUUACUUACCCUACUCGCUCUCCAUAUCUGUUGUAAACAGUGCUAUUGGCGGUCGGUCUGCGCGUAGCUACACCGUUGAGAGUCGCUUCCAGGCCAUUGCCGACAAGGUCAAGUCCGGUGACAUUGUCAUUAUCGAAUUUGGCCACAACGACGGCGGCUCCCUCACCCCAACCGACAACGGCCGCACCGACUGCCCGGGCGCCGGCUCGGAAACAUGCACCUCGACCUACAACGGCGCAACCGUCACCGUGCUGACAUAUCCCGCAUACCUCCAGAACGCCGCCAAACUACUCAUCUCCAAAGGCGCCAAGGUAAUCAUCUCGUCUCCCACGCCCAACAACCCCUGGGAAAGUGGCAGCUUCUCCUACAGCGCGAGCCGCUUCACAACAUACUCCAAAGCCGCCGCAUCGGCGACCAAGAGCAGCUUUGUCGAUCACGGCCAGUACACGGCGAAUAUCUGGCAGAGUCAGGGGAAGAGUGUGGUCGAUGCGUUUUUCCCGAACGAUCAUACUCAUACGAGUGGACCGGGGGCGGAUACGGUUGCAAAGGCGUUUGUGAAAGGGGUUGCGUGUGUAGGAAGUGCGAAUCCAUUAGCAGCAUAUGUGAAGAAUUCGACGGCGAGUAUUCCGGGGUCGUGUAUUUGA